Oldenlandia corymbosa var. corymbosa is the source of this 3970-nucleotide messenger RNA. The record is from the annotation of a GenBank genome assembly. NCBI's taxonomy places the organism in Eukaryota, Viridiplantae, Streptophyta, Magnoliopsida, Gentianales, Rubiaceae.
UUUUUAAGUUACAGUGAAUCUAAAAUUAAAAAAGUAACGUAACGGUUAGAGUAAAAAAAUCUUGGUUUUUUUUUUAAAAAAAAAAAUUGAAUUUUGAGACUUACUGUAACUCGGUAAAUUUUCAAGUUACAGUGGGUCCAAGGUUAAAAGUACAACAUAAUUACUAUUUAGGAUUUACUGUAGCGGUCAGAGUAAAAAAAAAACUAAAUUUUACUUUUUUGUCUUUUUUUUUAAAAAAAUAAUUGAAAUAGCAAAAUCUCUGUUCAGCUUUCUCUAGGACGAGGAGUAGUUACUAAGGUCUCAGAUUGAAAAUCCCAUUUGAUUUUGAGCUAAUUUCUGCUUCUUAAAUGAGCCCAGUUUUUUUUUUGAGAAGAAAACCUGUCUUAAGCCUGACUAAUUCUCAGUACCGAGCAUAAAUUAUUCAAAACUGAAAGCAAAUAGCCUUUGCCUAAUAUGCUUAUAUGAAAAGAAGCCAGAACCCAAUGGCUUCCAUCUCCCCUGUUGAACUUCAUUAGAAAAUGAGAUUUCAUGACUACCACUAAAUGAGGGUGGGCAUAAUUACAUGGGAAAAGACCAACAUGAAAACAUUAUAUCCGCAACCUCACAAAUCAUCCAUACCCAAACUCGUGAUUUCUUCUUUCCAAAUCCAUUUGCAUUUUGUCACAUUUCAUUGAAGGACCUCCAAAAACUGUGUUUGGGUGAACGUUACAAAGUCGUCCGCAUGGAUUUGAAACAAAAUUAGUAUAUGUUUGUUUCGUUUUUUUAGUGUGUGUGUUUUUAGGUAUUUUUUUGUAUUAGAAAUGUAUUGGAAAUGUAAAAAAGUAUGUUAGUAUGAGAUAUUUAUUACUUUAAUAUUAUGAAAAAAUCAUCUAAAAAACAAAACAAAUAAAGCUGCGUUGCCAUACAUGUAACAACUAGUUAUACUUCUUCAAGGAUAGACAUUUAGGCUCUGUUUGUUUCUUUUUUUCUCAUGGUUCUUUCAGAAUAAUAUAAUAAUAUCUGUCCCCAUCCCAGCAUACUUUUUUAUAUUUUCAAUACAAAAAACACAAAAAAACACAUAUUAAAAAAACGAAACAAACAUACUCUUAACUCUCUCUUUGCAUUGACAUACACAAAUAGCCGUUUUAUCAUUUAUACACGGAUCGUUAGAACAUAUUUUUUCCAUUGUUAUUUUGAAAAAAAAAAAAACAUGUGUAAAACCCAUUAUAAUAUUUUGAUAUUUUGUAAUAAGUUAGAUAUUUUGUUUUAUUGAAGACAUGCAUUGUACUUUCCGGAUUUAAAUAAGUGGCAGAUUUAAUUGGAGGGACUAGUACUGAAUUGCACAAUCAUUUUAAAUGUGGAGAAAAACAGUUUAACGGUUAAAAAAAUGUAGGUGAACAUCACUUUUACAAAUUACCAUUUUCCAGUCCUCACUCGUGGUCAGCAAGCAAGAAAAAGAGGUCAACAAAAGUGUGCACUUGUGCGCAGCACGCAAAGAGACAGUCAAAGAGGAUGUCAUCAUUGUCAACGCAGUCAGCAUGCGUGGACCGCACGCACCACGCACGUGUUUCCUCGUAGAAAAGGAAAAUGAAACCUGUAUAAAUUUAGAAGCACUCCCCUUUCUAAAUUUCAACCUUCCAAUUGUAUCUUUCUCCCGUGAUUAAUCAAAUUACCCAAAACCCUUUAAUUCUUUAGCCUGAUGAUGUCUACCAUCAAUCCAUGGAACGGACGCCCCUACUCAACCAGAUAUUACGAAAUUCUUGAGAAAAGAUCGAGUCUCCCUGUUUGGCAGCAGAAAGAUGAGUUCUUGAAGCUGUUGAGCCAAAACCAAACACUAAUCCUCGCUGGUGAAACUGGCAGCGGUAAAACCACUCAGAUCCCUCAAUUUGUCUUGGAACAUUAUUCUCUAUCCCCCGAUGAUUUCACGGUUGCUUGCACUCAGCCUCGACGGGCCGCCGCGAUGUCGGUUUCCCGUCGAGUUGCCGAGGAAAUGGAUGUCAAUGUAGGAGAGGAAGUCGGUUACACCAUCCGUUUUGAGGAUUGCAGCAGCAGUAAUGGAAGAAGAACUGUGUUAAAGUAUUUAACAGAUGGUAUGCUUUUAAGAGAAGCAAUGGCGAACCGGAAUCUGGAGAGAUACAGAGCCAUAGUUCUUGAUGAAGCUCAUGAACGAAGUCUGGCAACUGAUGUUCUGUUUGCUUUACUCAAGAAAGUGAUGAAGCAGAGACCCGAUUUGAAGCUGGUUGUUAUGAGUGAUACUAUUGAAGCUGCUGAGUUGAUUCAGGGCUAUUUUGAUGGUUCAGCACUCAUGAAAAUCCCUGGCAGAGUAAUUCACCCUGUGGAGAUUUUUUAUUCUACUGAUGAUCAUGAGCCCGGGAAGGAUUAUGUUGACUCUGCAAUUCAUACUGUGUUAAGGAUCCAUGUUUGUGAGCCUCCCGGUGAUAUACUCGUUUUUCUUACUGGAGAAGAAGAGAUUGAGGAUGCAUGUAAGAAGAUAACAGAGAAAGUGAGUAAUUUAGGUGAUCAAGUGGCCGGACCGAUCAAAGUAGUUCCUCUGUACUCUGCAAUUCCUCAGGAUGCGGAAGGCGGCCCGGCUGGUAGGAAGAUUUUCGUGGCGACAAACAUUGCAGAAACUUCGUUAACCAUUGAUGGAAUCGUUUAUGUUGUAGAUUCCGGUUUGUCGAAGCAAAAUGUAUACGAUCCUCUGAAUCAUGUGGAGUCUUUAAAGGUGUCUCCAAUAUCAAAAACAAGCGCUCGCCGGCGAUCUGAACUUGCUGGAAGGACGCGGCCUGGAAAAUGUUUUAGGCUCUAUUCCAAGGAAAGUUUCGAUUCUACGUUUGAGUCGCAAACAAUUCCGGAAAUACAACGCUCAAAUCUGACAAGCACUAUUCUUUCUCUGAAGAAGAUUGGUACUAUGAUUGAUUUGAACAGUUUCGAUUAUAUGGAUGCUCCGGCUCCUGAUGCAGUGAAGAAAGCUUUGGAGGUUUUGUAUUACUUGGGUGCCAUAGAUGGUGAGGGAAACCUCACAAAGACAGGUGAAAUGAUGAGUGAAUUCCCCUUGGACCCUCAGAUGUCCAAAAUGCUUGUGGUCAGCCCUGAAUUCAACUGCUCCAGUGAGAUUCUCUCAAUAUGUGGUAUGCUUUCAGUACCAAAGGCGGAAAAAGUAGCGGAUGAUCAUGAGGCAGGGGCUCGUUUUGGUCACAUUGAUGGUGAUCAUCUCACACUGUUGAAUGUGUACCAUGCAUACAAGCAGAACAAGGGCGAUCCGCGAUGGUGUUUCGAGAAUUCCAUCAAUCACAGAUCACUUAAAUUAGCAGACAGUAUCAGACAACAGCUGGCUGGCAUCAUGGCUAGAUUGAACCUCAGGUUAUGCAGUACAAAUUUCAACAGUGUUGAAUACUACGUCAAUAUCAGAAAGGCUGUGCUGGCUGGUUAUUUUAUGCAGGUGGCUCACUUGGAGCGGCGCGCCGGGCAUUAUUACUGCCUGACCAUGAAACACAAACAAGAUGAUCAGGUGGCUUAUUUGCAUCCUUCAAGCUGCCUUGAUGAUUACAAACCGGAUUGGGUUAUUUACAAUGAAUGUGUUGUUUCCACCGGCAAGACAUUUAUCCGAACAGUCACUGAUAUUCGUGGAGAAUGGUUGUUUGAUGUAGCUCCUCAUUAUUUUGAUCUGAAUAAAUUCCCGGAUUGCCAAGCGAAGCAUGUCCUUGAGAGUGUUUAUCAUUAUAAGAAGAAAGCAAAAGCUUGAUGUUGGGAUAUGCUUUUGGAGGUUCUUAAUCAGAUGUUCUACAAAGCUUGGAUGUUGUUGUUCUUCUUCCUUCCAAGAGAUUGGCAAUGCCACAGCUGCUAAGUUCCCUUAUUGGAAGGUGAAGGUUUUUUGUUGUUGUUGUUGUUUUGUCUUAAUUUCUACGAGUUGAUUGAUUUUCAGUUUCAUGCAUGCUUUAUUUGGUAUUGUAAUAAAACAAAAUGAUAUCUCUUUUUUUUUUUUUUUUUU